AUGAGCCCCUUCUGAACUUCUUCUUCUUGGUGUUUGUUGCUUUGUAGCAUCAGGUGAACAUCUGGGACCAUGAUUUCACCACGAUGGAUGAUCCUCGUCUGCUUUUCCCUGAUCUCAGUCUUUGGGACAGGAGAGAGUUUGACAACAAUUAAACCAUCCAUAAUCUUUGGGACGGGAAAGAGUUUCACGACAAUUAAACCAUCUAAAACUGUGGCACCAAGUUCUCUGGCUGCAGUAAUUGCUGGGAUGAACAAAGCGAUCGCUGAUCUGAAUGCCAGCAAUAAAAAGCUCUUAGCUUUUAAAAAGGGGAUCUCAUGCUCCUGCAACGCCUCUGUGAUCCAAGCUUGUAACAACCAAACAAAUCUUCUGAACAGAGGACUGAUUUCAUGUGAUUCACAGCUGAAGUCUGAGAUUGCCCAGAGAACCUCACUGCAGCAACAAGUGACUGUCCUCAAUUCACAGCUGAGGUCAGAAAUUGCCCAGAGAAGCUCAGUGGAGCAACAAGUGAAUGCCCUCAGAUCCCAGUUGACGUCUGUGAUUCAACAGAGAGACGCAUUACAGAACAAGAUAAAUGUCUUUGAGAGGUAUCAAAAUGAGGGAUGGACAUAUUUCCGUGGAAGUCUUUAUUACGUCUCUACAUCCACUGCAAACUGGCAGAACAGUAGAGACUACUGUACUUCAAGGGGAGCAGACCUGGUGGUCAUCAAUGAUGCUGAUGAAAACAACUUUACGAGAGGAUUUGGACGGAGGUUCUGGAUUGGGCUGUUCAGGCAGGGGUCCAACUGGAUGUGGGUGGAUGGAAGUUACCUAUCAUCUGGCUAUUGGGCUCCAGGAGAACCUAACAAUCAGGGGAACCGGGAAGAUCGUGUGGAAAUACGGAUCUACAACAACUUCAACAGCUGGAAUGAUGAACCUGGGUCCACUAGUAACUGCUGGAUCUGUGAAAAGAAAGUGGUUUAGUGGAAACAAUGAGAACUUUCUGAUCAUUCAGUAACUAUAGCUUGAUGUUUGCUGAGGUUAAAACCUUGAUGCAGAUCAUCUGCUGUCCUUUCUGCUUCACUUUUCAGACAUAAUGAAAACAUAUUAAUCUGUUGGUAUAAUGGGGUUGAUUAAGGAAUUUAAUCUUUUACUGUUACUGCAUACUUUUCUGUGGCUCAAUAAAGCAUCGCAAAAUGAA
Oryzias latipes (Japanese medaka) is the source of this 1177-nucleotide messenger RNA. RefSeq lists its product as uncharacterized. The record is from RefSeq and is a predicted model, not a curated record. NCBI's taxonomy places the organism in Eukaryota, Metazoa, Chordata, Actinopteri, Beloniformes, Adrianichthyidae.